Messenger RNA from Marmota flaviventris (yellow-bellied marmot), 3126 nucleotides. RefSeq names its product PDZ domain containing ring finger 3 (gene Pdzrn3). Gene Ontology annotation, biological process: neuromuscular junction development; protein ubiquitination. Gene Ontology annotation, cellular component: neuromuscular junction. Gene Ontology annotation, molecular function: ubiquitin protein ligase activity; protein binding; zinc ion binding. The record is from RefSeq and is a predicted model, not a curated record. Lineage: Eukaryota; Metazoa; Chordata; Mammalia; Rodentia; Sciuridae.
GCCGCCACCAUGGGUUUCGAGCUGGACCGCUUCGAUGGCGACGUGGACCCGGACCUGAAGUGCGCGCUGUGUCACAAAGUCCUGGAGGACCCUCUGACCACGCCGUGCGGCCACGUCUUCUGCGCCGGCUGCGUGCUGCCCUGGGUGGUGCAGGAGGGCAGCUGUCCGGCGCGCUGCCGCGGCCGCCUGUCGGCCAAGGAGCUCAACCACGUCCUGCCGCUCAAGCGCCUCAUCCUCAAGUUGGACAUUAAGUGCGCCCACGCGGCGCGCGGCUGCGGCAGAGUGGUGAAGCUACAGGCACUGCCCGAGCAUCUGGAGCGCUGCGACUUUGCGCCCGCGCGCUGUCGCCACGCGGGCUGCGGCCAGCUGCUGCUGCGGCGGGACGUGGAGGCUCAUAUGCGCGACGCGUGCGACGCGCGGCCGGUGGGCCGCUGCCAGGAGGGCUGCGGGCUGCCCCUGACCCACGGCGAGCAGAGCGCGGGAGGCCACUGCUGCGCCCGGGCGCUGCGGGCGCACAACAGCGCGCUGCAGGCCCGUCUGGGCGCGCUGCACAAGGCGCUCAAGAAGGAGGCGCUGCGCGCAGGCAAGCGGGAGAAGUCGCUGGUGGCGCAGCUGGCCGCCGCGCAGCUCGAGCUGCAGAUGACCGCGCUGCGCUACCAGAAGAAGUUCACCGAGUAUAGCGCGCGCCUCGACUCGCUCAGCCGCUGCGUGGCCGCGCCGCCAGGCGGCAAGGGUGAAGAAACCAGAAGUCUCAGUCUUGUCUUGCACCGGGACUCGGGCUCCCUGGGAUUCAAUAUCAUCGGUGGCCGGCCCUGUGUGGACAAUCAAGAUGGCUCAUCCAGCGAGGGAAUCUUUGUGUCCAGAAUAGUGGAGAGCGGACCGGCGGCCAAGGAAGGAGGCCUGCAGAUUCACGACAGGAUUAUCGAGGUCAACGGCAAAGAUUUAUCCAGAGCAACUCAUGACCAGGCGGUGGAGGCCUUUAAGACAGCCAAAGAGCCCAUCGUGGUCCAGGUAUUGAGAAGGACGCCCCGGACCAAGAUGUUCACUCCUCCAGCAGAGGCCCAGCUGGUGGACGCUGGCACGCAGACCGACAUCACCUUCGAGCACAUCAUGGCCUUGACGAAGAUGUCCUCGCCCAGCCCACCCGGCCUGGACCCCUACCUUCUGCCAGAGGAGCACCCCUCGGCCCACGAGUACUACGAUCCCAAUGACUACAUGGGGGACAUGCACCAGGACAUGGACAGGGAGGAGCUGGAGCUGGAGGAGGUGGACCUGUACAGAAUCAACAGCCAGGACAAGCUGGGCCUCACCGUGUGCUAUCGCACGGAUGACGAGGACGACAUCGGCAUCUACAUCAGUGAGAUCGAUCCCAACAGCAUCGCGGCCAAAGACGGUCGCAUCCGCGAAGGGGACCGCAUCAUUCAGAUCAAUGGGAUAGAGGUACAGAACCGCGAAGAGGCUGUGGCUCUUCUGACCAGUGAAGAAAAUAAGAACUUUUCUUUGCUCAUUGCAAGACCGGAACUCCAGCUGGACGAGGGCUGGAUGGACGACGACAGGAACGACUUCCUGGAUGACCUGCACAUGGACAUGCUGGAGGAGCAGCACCACCAGGCCAUGCAGUUCACAGCCAGUGUCCUCCAGCAGAAGAAGCACGAGGAAGACGGUGGGACCACGGACACGGCCACCAUCCUGUCCAACCAGCACGAGAAGGACAGCGGCGUGGGGCGGACAGACGAGAGCACGCGCAACGACGAGAGCUCAGAGCAGGAGAACAACGGUGACGACGCCAUGGCGUCCUCCAACCCGCUGGCGGGCCAGAGGAAGCUCACGUGCAGCCAGGACACGCUGGGCAGCGGCGACCUGCCCUUCAGCAACGAGUCCUUCGUGUCGGCCGACUGCACGGACGUGGACUACCUGGGCAUCCCGGUGGACGAGUGCGAGCGCUUCCGCGAGCUGCUGGAGCUCAAGUGCCAGGUGCAGGGCGGUGGCCCCUACGGCCUGUGCGACGCGGCCAAGAGCGAGCCCGAGAGCGUGGACAAGGAGCUGGAGCUGCUCAACGAGGAGCUGCGCAGCAUCGAGCUCGAGUGCCUGAGCAUCGUGCGCGCGCACCGGCUGCAGCAGCUGCGGGAGCAGGCACGGGAGCCCUGGCUGCUGGCGCCCGGCGCCUUCCGCAGCUACGCGGCCAGCGUGGACGGGCGCCGGCGCGAGCUGGCCGACAUCACCGAGCUGCCCGAGAAGUCCGACAAGGACAGCUCGAGCGCCUACAACACGGGCGAGAGCUGCCGCAGCACCCCGCUCGCCCUGGAGCUGUCCCCCGACAACUCCCUGCGGAGGGCGGCCGAGGGCGGCACCGAGGCCCACCUCCUGGCCAUCACCGAAGACCCCGAGGUCGGCGCCCCACUCUACAGCCCUUCGGCCAAAGAGCCUGAGCUCGGGCCGGCCCUGGAGGGCUCGGAGCGCAGGGCCGAGGGCAGCAGGAGCCCGCCGCUGCGCGCCGCCUGCCGGUCCUCAGCCCCGCACUCGCCCUACAAGCACGCGCACAUCCCCGCGCACGCGCAGCACUACCAGAGCUACAUGCAGCUCAUCCAGCAGAAGUCGGCCGUGGAGUAUGCGCAGAGCCAGAUGAGCCUGGUGAGCAUGUGCAAGGACCUCACCUCCGCCACCUCCUCCGAGCCGCGCAUGGAGUGGAAGGUGAAGAUCCGCAGCGACGGCACGCGCUACAUCACCAAGCGGCCCGUGCGCGACCGCCUGCUGCGGGAGCGUGCGCUCAAGAUCCGCGAGGAGCGCAGCGGCAUGACCACGGACGACGACAACCUGAGCGAGAUGAAGAUGGGCCGCUACUGGAGCAAGGAGGAGCGCAAGCAGCACCUGGUGAAGGCCAAGGAGCAGCGGCGCAGGCGUGAGUUCAUGAUGCAGAGCAGGUUGGACUGUCUGAGGGAGCAGCAGGGGGCCGAGGAGAGGAAGGAGGUGAGCAUCCUGGAACUGAGCCACAAGAAGAUGAUGAAGAAGAGGAACAAGAAGAUCUUCGACAACUGGAUGACCAUCCAGGAACUCCUGACGCACGGCACCAAGUCCCCCGAUGGCACCAGAGUGUACAAUUCCUUCCUCUCCGUGACUACUGUAUAA